AUGCUGAGCGUGGGCAGACUGGCCGCUUUCAGACCGGAGAGCUCCCAGCUCCAUGUGUCCGUGGUCUUCAGAGGGAAAAAGAAGAGAACGAGCUUAUCAGAGGAGGACAAGAAUGUCAAGUGGAAUGAGACACUGAGCUUUAAAUUGAAAGGAAAUCCUCUUGAUGCCAGAUCCUCUCUGCAGAUUCAUCUGAAAGGCAAAGACAGAAGUGGAAAGGGCAGACCUCUUGGGUCCAUCAACGUCCGGCUUGCCAAUCUGGUUGGAGAGAAGAGCAAAAAUGUGUCUUUUGUCAAAGUUCCUCUGCUGGAUAAGAGGAAACAAAAAACGAAGAACACGCUCAGCUUCGAAAUCUUCUAUGAGCCACUCGUGGAUAAUAAAGAGAAGAUGGAGAGCAAAGUGGGACGUCCAGAGCAGGAGGACUUCACAGACAUUCCCAGAUUACAAGAGCUUCCGUUGAGAUCUCAAUCUCCAUCACCAGAAAGUGGCUCUGUCAAGGAAACAGCAAAGCUCGUGAGGAAGCUUUCAGACAAACCACAGGACUUCCAGGUUCGAGUCCGGAUUAUCGAGGGCCGCCAGCUACAAGGCGCCAAUAUCAAACCUGUGGUGAAGGUGUACGUGGGGGACACUGUUUUCCGAACCAGAAUCAAACGGGGAAACAACCCUGUCUUUGAUGAGAUUUUCUUCCAGAAUUUUCAGAAACUCCCAAGUGAGGUCUUCAACACACUUAUACACCUACAGGUGUUAAAUUCGCACUCACUUCGAGCAGAUUCCAUGAUUGGCGUUUUCAAGCUGGACAUUGGCUCUGUCUAUGAUCUUCCAGAUCACGCAGUGUUACGGAAAUGGCUCCUCCUGUAUGAGCCAGAUGAUAUGCAUGCAUUGGCCAAAGGCUACCUGAAAGUCAGCAUCAUCGUCCUGGCAGCGGGUGACGAGGCACCGAUAGACAAGAAAGGGACAAAUGAAGAGGAUGACGUUGAAAGUAACCUGUUGCAGCCAGCGGGUAUUCUUUCCCGAUGGGUCACCUUUGAGCUGAAGAUCUACAGAGCAGAGGACAUUUCACACAUUGCCAAAGGGUUUGUUUCGAACUUGAAGCACAUGUUUGGGGUGGAUUCUGAUAAAAAGGAUGGCGUCGACUCGUUUCUUGAAGUCAGCUUUGCUGGUAAUAAGAUAGCAACGAAAGUAAUAGAAAACCACAUAAAUCCUGAAUGGAACCAAGUGAUUUACCUGCGGAGCAGGUUUCCGUCCUUGUGCGAGAGUAUUCGCUUCACUGUGCGUGAACGGAAGAGCGCGAUCAAAAGUAAUCCUUUAGGAACGACGUACCUGAGCAUCUCAAAAAUCUCAUCCACAGGGUCAGAAGUUUCUAACCAAACAGAUGAUGAAAUACCCGGCUUCCUGCCAACGUUUGGACCGUGCUUUUUAAACCUCUACGGGAGCCCCCGGGAAGGCUUGGACGGCAUAGAUAAAAAUGAUGAGCUCAACCUCGGAAAGAGUGAAGGAGUCUCUUAUCGAGGACGGAUUUUGAUAGAGUUGAUCACAAGGAUGGACGAACAUUUGGGGAAAAGCAUUGACAACUUGUCUCAUGAAGAUUAUUCAAUUGUACAGAAAUACUUGCAGAGGCGGAGGUACAGCCUCUGCGUGGUGUUCUAUUCGGCUACGCAAAUGCAGGAUAUCAAGGAGCCGGUCCAGUUCGAGGUCAGCGUGGGGAAUUAUGGCAACAAGUUUGACAAGUCAUGUAAACUUCAUGCGUCCACCACGCAGUACAGCCAGACCAUGUUUGAUGGUAACUACUAUUACUACCUCCCCUGGUGUGACACCAAGCCAGUGGUGGCUCUGACAUCGUACUGGGAAAACAUCGACCACAGACUCGAUAGGUUAAACAUUCUCCUUAAAAUCAUUGACAAACUGAGAACCAACAUAGAAGACAUCAGGACAAUGUUGCCAUCUGAAGGGACUCGCCUCACUGGAAUGUGGGUGAAGAUGCUCGACCGGAUGGUGAAGGACUGCAGCCGCUCACUCCCACAGUUGAAAAGGCUUCCCCAAGUGACUGCCCUUGAUCAGCACGUGCAAGAGCAGCAGACUGCGCUCCUGAAGAAGAUCAGAAAGUCAGCGGAGAAACUGAGGGACAAAAACAUCAAUGUGGAGGACAAGCUGCCUGAAGUUGAAGAGUGGCUCGAGAGGCUCUCGUCAGUAGCCGAGGAGCCUCAGAACAGCCUGCCGGACGUGAUUCUGUGGAUGCUAUCCGGCGAGAAGCGGGUGGCUUACUCACGGGUUAAAGCGCACUCGGUCCUGUUUUCCAAGGACAGCGAGAAAUCCUGCGGGAAAUUCUGUGGGAUGCUCCAAACGGUGUUUAUGAAGCAACCGUUGGACAGGUCCCACGACAUGAGGAGUGUCGCUCAGCUCCGUGUACGGAUGUGGAUGGGGCUGUCUUCAGACGAAGAGGAGUUUGAAAAGUACAUUGAUGGAAAAAUUUUGGUCGCUGCAGAGAGAUAUGAAAACCAGGCAAAAGUCAUGGGCCACUGGGGCACCAGUGGGUUGCUGCAGCAUCCGACAUUCUCCGAUGCGAUGGGUAAAAUGCGGCUGUCAAAAAAGGACUUCUAUCCUCUAAAGGGCUGGCAGUGGGAUGGAAAAUGGACCAUCGAUCCUGAGCGGUGCUUGUUGUUUGGCGCUGAUGCAGGUCACAAUGAAUAUACCGAUGAUGUUUAUGAAAACGAAACCUAUUUGGCUGGAGGAGAAUGGAGCACAGCUUUGGAACAGUACACAGAUGUAAAAGGGAAUAGACACAUCCCGAUAGAAGAUAUUGAAUGCCCUGUUGGGUGGGAAUGGAAGGAGGAAUGGAGCCUGGACUUCUAUCGGGCUGUAGACGAGCAGGGAUGGGAGUAUGGAAAAGCUGUCCCACCAGACAAUACCCCAAAGCACUGGAACCCCACUGAGAAAGCCUACCACACCCAUCGGCGGCGCCGGUGGAUACGGAAGCGCACCAGAAAGUCUGACAGGCAACGGCAAGUUAAGAGAGAACAGUUUGAUCCCGAAGGCUGGGAAUAUGCCGCUCUAUUUGGUUGGAAGUUUCAUGUAAAACCGAGCAAGGGAGACACUUAUCGGCGUAGGCGCUGGAGGAGGAGGAUGAUCCCGAGGGAGCAACUAGGCCCAGCGGCCAUCUUCAGACUGGAAGGCUCUUUGUGUUGGGAAAACAGUAAUGAGCGACUGGACGACCUUGAGCAACAAGAGAAGACACUUGGGCACCAAGACCUUUAUGGGAUGACUGCCCCCUUUAUAUCUUGUAUUCUGGACCCAGCCAAUGCUUUCCAGUUUCGUGGCUACAUCUACCAGGCGAGAGGUUUAGUUCCCACUGAUAGCAGUAGCUCCGCAGAUCCUUACAUCCAGGUAUCCCUCCUGUACCAGAGCAAGCACACCGAGGUUAUCAAAGGGACUGUGAAUCCUACCUGGGACCAAACCCUGAUUUUUGAGGAGAUCGAAAUCUAUGGCAGCCUCAGGGAAAUAGUUGAGAUACCGCCUUUUGUCUUGCUGGAGUUGUUCGACAGUAAUCGUGCUAGCAAGCAUGAGUAUAUGGGUGCUGCCCUGUGCUACCCGAGUGUGAAGCUGGAUUCGACAGCGCAAUACGUCUCCGUGUUACAGUGGCAUCCGGUCUUCCGAGGACAGCGGUUCAGUGGCGAGCUUCUGGUGUCCUUUGAACUACUUAUGAAACAGAGAGACGAAGAUCAGAACUUACCUCCACGACCACCAAUGAAAGAUUCUGAAACGUACAUGUUGCCACUGGGAGUGAGACCACAGCUGCAGAUGACCACGAUUGAGGUUCUUGCCUGGGGAUUGAGAAAUAUCAAAAACUACAACAUGCUGAGGGUGACAAGCCCUAGCCUGGUGGUGGAGUGCAGCGGAGAGAUGAUCCAAACGGCACCCAUCAAGAACUACAAGAAGAACCCGAAUUUCUCGAUCCCCAUCUACUUCAUCACAGUGUUUCUACCUGUAGAUGCCGCCUAUAGCCCUCCCAUUGUGCUGAAGGUGCUAGAUUUUCGAGCGUUCGGAUACAAGCCAGUGGUGGGGCAGACGACGGUGAAAUCCCUCAGCCAAUUCAUGUGCGACCCUUUCGCUGGCUUGGCUGAAGCUGAAGAUGCGAAUAUGACUUCUACCAACAGUUUCAACGUUGAAGCGCCCAACAUUGAGAGUUCAGCUGCAGAAGAUGAAAGGAAGUCAGAACUGGAAGCCACUGAAGGACAGCUGGAAGAUAACACCAUUGAUUGGUGGUGUAAGUUCUACGCCUCAUCUGGGGAGCAUGACUACACGGAUUACCUGUUGCAGGGGUACGACACGAUAAAGAUUUAUCCAUGCCCUCUAGAAGAUGUGCCUCAUUUUAAGGGGCUACAAGAUUUCUGCCACACCUUCAAACUUUACCGAGGAAAAGUGUAUGGGGAAAUGGAGGAUCCGAUCGUUGUGGGCGAAUUUAAGGGGUCAUUUCGAAUCUACCCCCUGUCAGAUGAUCCGACGAAGCCUCUCCCUCCAUCUCAGUUCCGUCAACUGCCUUCCAGUGAGCCACAGAUCUGCUUAGUGAGAGUUUACAUUGUGCGUGCCCUUGGCCUUCAGCCUAAGGAUCGAAGCGGGACGUGUGAUCCCUACAUUAAAAUCUCGCUGGGAAAGGUGUUCAUCGAUGAUCGUGAGCAUUACAUUGCCAAUAGCCUCAACCCUGUGUUUGGCAAAAUGUUUCAACUUUAUGCCACCAUUCCACUGAAUAAAGAUCUCAAAGUUGCCGUGUACGACUACGAUUUAAUCAGCCAGGACGACAAAAUCGGAGAAACAGUCGUCGACUUGGAAAACCGGUUCCUGUCACGAUUUGGAGCGCGUUGCGGCCUGCCUUGCACAUACUGCAUAGCCGGAUCGACUCAGUGGCGCGAUCAGUUGACACCGUUAGAGCUGCUGAGUAACUUGUGCAGCAUGAAGAACUACGCCUUGCCCGUCGUUCGCAGUAAAGGGCAAAAGAUCUCCAUCGGAGAGAGGGAGUUCUCGCUGGAUGACUUUGAGGCGAAGAAGAUUCCUUACAGCUCCCUAGGGCCCCCAGAAGAACGACUUGCUCUGCACGUUCUCCACCUGCAGAAUCUGGUGCCAGAGCAUGUGGAAACCAGGACUUUGUUCAACAGCACUCAGCCAGGGAUUGAACAGGGGAAGCUGCAGAUGUGGAUCGACAUCUUUCCUAAGAAGUUGGGUGCCCCUGGCCCACCCUUUGACAUCACCCCCCGGGCCCCUAUCCGGUACGUUUUGCGCUGUAUAAUCUGGAACACGAAUGAUGUAAUUCUGCAGGAAGCCAACAUAAUGGGGGAGAGGAUGAGUGACAUUUAUAUUAAAGGGUGGAUGGUUGGGUUGGAGGAACAGAAACAGAAUACUGAUGUGCAUUACAGAUCGCUGGAUGGAGAGGGCAACUUUAACUGGAGGUUUAUCUUCCAGUUUGAAUAUUUAGCAAUGGAGCGAGUUCUUAUCGUCAACAAGAGGAACUAUAUUUGGAGCCUGGAUGAGACCGAAGUGAAAAUGCCUCCUAAACUAAUUCUCCAAGUCUGGGACAAUGACAAAGUCUCCUUUGAUGAUUAUUUAGGAUAUCUGGAGAUUAACCUGAAUGCAUUCCGGUGCCCAGCGAAAUGGGCAGAUCGUUGUACCUUGGAGAAGUUCUUUAAGCUGGAGGACUCCUCAUCAGACAGCUUGCAGAAGAUGAUUUCGCUCUUCAAACAGAAAAGUAUUAAGGGCUGGUGGCCAUGCGUUACAUACGAAGAUGGAAAACCUUAUUUAACAGGUAAACUGGAAUUGACUCUGGAACUGCUGACAGAACGAGAAGCUGAAGAGCGGCCAGCCGGGAAGGGAAGAGAUGAGCCCAAUAUGAAUCCCAAGCUGGAACCACCGAACCGGCCGGACACAUCCUUCUUAUGGUUCCGCUCUCCCUUUAAGGCGAUGAAGCACAUUGUCUGGCGCAAAUACAGGUGGUGGGUUAUCUGCGCGGUGCUGCUGGUGGUGCCAAUGAUCUUUCUCGUGGCUCUCCUGCACGCGAUUCCUAAUAUUCUAGCAAACUUUUUGUUGCAGUCCACCAGAUUUCACAGAAAGAGAAAGUGAGGAGAGGCCAUCCGAACUCGGAAGGCAGCCAGCCCUGUGGCAAAGUGGGGGGUCUCGGCGCAGAGGAAGCGGCAACGAGGAAGCUCAUUCUGCCUCAUGGCUUAUUUUGGUGUUGCCCGUGGCUGGGUGUGUGCCUGUGUGUGUGUGUGCGCAUCAGAAAGACAGGACUUCAGGAGGUAUCCCAUGUUUGUUUGUGAACAUUCCAGAAAAACUUCACCCAACCAAAAGAAAAACCCUCCCUUGAGGUUCCAACUUCCAAAGCUGCCUCCCGUUGACAAAGAACAUUUGAUGCUGAAGGCUUUGAAGAACAAGUGUUUGAAAUCACAGGCAUGCUACUUGGAAUGUUCGAUUUCCGUUUGCCAGCAGUUCCCAGAAUU
Carcharodon carcharias (great white shark) is the source of this 6479-nucleotide messenger RNA. Its product is annotated as myoferlin-like. The transcript has 53 exons. Lineage: Eukaryota; Metazoa; Chordata; Chondrichthyes; Lamniformes; Lamnidae. Gene Ontology annotation, biological process: membrane fusion; plasma membrane organization. Gene Ontology annotation, cellular component: membrane. Bases 1 to 6102 code for a protein of 2033 amino acids. The record is from RefSeq and is a predicted model, not a curated record.